Molecule: messenger RNA, 3759 nt
Organism: Aureococcus anophagefferens
Lineage: Eukaryota; Pelagophyceae; Pelagomonadales; Pelagomonadaceae
Exons: 5
Molecular function (GO): protein binding
Source: RefSeq, a predicted model, not a curated record
AUGGCCGGGGCCUACGAGCGCGUGCCGUCGUCGGCGGAGGAGCCGCCGCGCUCCGCGCGGCGCCGGCGGCUCGGGGGCCUCGCCGCCGCCGCCGCGCUCGCCGCCGCGCUCGGCCUCCGGUCGCGGCCCGGUCCGGAGGCGCCGUCGCUCCGGUCCGCCGGCGCCCUGCGCCCGUCGGCGGACCUGAAGCUCAAGCUGGAGAACCCCUACGAGAAGCGGCUCGGGCGGCCCAUCGGCGACGCGCUCUACCCCUUCACGAACCUCGUCGACGUGAGCCAGGUCACGAACAUCUCCCUCAGCUCCGGCGAGCCCUGCCGGUGGGUCGUCAACGGCAACGCCGCGGACGGCGGCGCCGCGGCGCCCUGGUUCGAGCACGCCUUCGACUACGUGGGCACGCACGAGAUCACGGCCGUCCUCGCGGGCGGCGAGAACGCGACCUUCGACGUCGUGUCGCGCGUCGUCCGCCGCGAGCUCCGGGAGCUGAGCGACGGCGAGCGCGCCAAGUACUUCGGCGCGCUCUUCACGGUCUACGCGCUGAGCGACGACGAGGGCCGGGCCAAAUACGGCGGCGACUUCGUCUCCGCCGCCUGGCUCGUCCGCGAGCAUUUGUACGGCGCCGCCGACAAGGCGUGCGACCACUGGCACGACGACGCGGGCAUCAUGAACCACCACGUGGGCAUCACCUGGCAGCUCGAGAACUCGCUCCGCGCCGUCGACGCGGAGACGGCGGCCCACUACUGGGACUACACCAUCGACGCGCGGAAGCUCGACGACAACUGGCGCGCGAGCCCCGUCUUCGACCCGACGUGGUUCUCGCCCGCGACGACGAAGACGAACAACGAGUCCAUCGUCGACAAGGGGAGGUUCGCCUUCACGCCCGUGCUCGACGCGCGCAACGCGGGCUACAGCAACCAGACGAACCCCUACGGCCUGCUGCGGUCGCCGUGGAACGUGAACAAGGUGCCCUACCUCCUCCGCUACGACUACGUGCUCAGCGACGAGUACGACGGCUACAUGACGUUCCCCAAGUGCUCCCAGUUCCAGGCCUACCUCACGACGAGCCAGUGGAUCGGCACGCUCUUCAGCGCGCUCAACGGCGAGCUCCACGGGCCCGUGCACAUCAUGGUCGGCGGCCUCUGGGGCAUGAACGAGAAGGAGUGGGUCGCGCCGCUCGCGGAGAACGAGGACUGGUUCCUGCUGGCGUCCAAGUACAUGUGGCGCCAGGGCUACGUCCGCUGCCCGGAGACGUGCUCCAUGGACGCGCCCGUGGCCGACUGCUUCUGCGAGUGCCCGAGCGACGUGCUCGCGGGCAUGUCGUCGACGGAGGCGCUGAACCGGACGGGCGUGCUCGGGCUCUUUGGCGGCGACGCGUCGACCUUCAACUCCUACGGCAUCUCCGACGACCAGCUCCUCUCCGAGCUCUGCCACGUGGGCCUCCCCGGCGAGAUGUUCACGUCGGCCGCGCCGCAGGACCCCAUCUUCUGGCCCCUCCACGGCAACGCGGAGCGCUUCCUCCAGUACAUCCGCCUCGUCGCGGCGACGGGCGUCAUCGACCUGAACGAGACCUGGGGCUACGAGCACGUCUCCGACGUCGCGUCGGACACGGGCGUCGUCUGCAACUGGGACAACGCGACGGGCACCAUGGGCAUGCCCCACUGCACGCGCGAGACGUGCCCGGGCCACCGGAGCGACGACCUCCUGCCCUUCAACAAGCUCACGCCCGUCCAGGACCGCCUCUACACGAACCUCGAGUUCUACGACAAGACGGGGCCGGGCAGCCCGCUCCUCACCUACGUCUACAACUCCCUCUCCUACUGGCCGGGCUGCACGGACGACAUGAUGAUCGUCACCGACGACGGCGACAUCGACGACAGCAUGGACGACGCGUCGAGGCCAGGUGGAGGCGGCAAAUUUUCGGUGUUGCAGGGCACUUUUAAAACUUAUUCAGACGGCGCGAAGCGCCGCGACGGCACCGCGCUGUUCUACGGCGGCGAGUUGGCGAGGAACAAGCGGCUGCCGUGCGUGCUGAGCGUCGCGCCGAAGACCGGGGUCGUCUGCGACGCGCCGCUCUGGACCGAGUCCGACGAGUUGGACGCGACGUCGUUCUGCGCGGGCGCGAAGCGCGGGGAGGAGUUCUUGUUCUUCGGCGGUCUCGACCGCUACUUCCGCGUGACGAGCCUCUUGCGAUCUGCGGUCUCUCUUCGCAAAAAGACCGGCACGUCGACGGCGAAGAAGUACUUGUUCCGGAGCUACAAGGCCUCGGACGACACGCCGUCGCCGCGGUACGGGUGCUCCUUCACGUAUUUCGCGGAGUCGGGCGAGAUGUUCCUCUUCGGCGGCUUCACUGCGUCGCAGGCCGGCUCGCUGGCCGUCGUCGCGGACGACGCGAAGCUCUACGUCCUCUCUUCGAGAGACGCCGACGCGGACCCCUGGGAGCGGACGAGCCCCGGCGCGUGGUCUGCGGUCGGCGGCGCCACCGGGACCGGUCCCGGGCCGCGGGGCCUGCACGCCUGCGUCGCCGUCGGGUCCGCGCUCCUGCUCGGGGGCGGGCUGUGCGGCCCGAAAGGCCCGCUCUGCGCCGAAGAGGUCCACGCCUUUGACGUCGACGCCAAGGUCUGGAGCACGCUCGCCUUCGACGGGCCCAGCGUCCUCGUCGAGGCCGGCGCGGACCUCGACGCGGGCCCGCCGGACGGCCGCGGCGGCUCCCUGAGCCCGCUGCUCCUCGCGGUGCGCAAGCGGAAGCUCGACUGCGUGCUGCUCCUCAUCCGCGCGGGCGUCAAGGGACUCGGCGACGGCGCGUUCCUCCGGGAGGCGCUCCGCGCGGGCGACAGCGACGCGGCCGUCGCGCUCGUCAAGGCGGGCGAGGACCCGGAGCUCGCGGACCCGGAGACGGGCGAGUGGCCGCUCUACGUCGCCGCGGCCAAGAACCUCGUGCGCGUCCUCGAGGCGCUCCGGGCCGGCGGCCGCGCGGACAUGGCGCGCGUCGGCGGCGACGGCGGGGCGCUCGACCCCGCGCGCGCGGCCGCGGCCGCGGGCCACGGCGACGCGCUGCGCCUGCUCCACGUCGCGGGCGUCGACCUCCGCGCGCGGUCCCGGGUCGGCGACUGGACCAAGCUCAUGCGCAAGAAGAUCAAGAACGCGAUCCGCGCGGGCCUGUGCGCGGGCGACCUCGAGCUCCACGUCCUCGACGACGCGACGGUCGCGGAGCCGCCGCCGCGCAAGGCGACGGCGCCCGAGCCGCCGCCCGGCGCCGCGCACCGGCCGGCCGCGCCCCGCGGCGGCGUCGCCGUGCCGUCGCUCCCCAACGUCUUCUCCGCGGCCGGGCUCCUGCUCCUCCUCGCCUUCGGCGCCGCGGUCGCCGCCGCGAACGUCCGGGGCGGCCGCGUCGCGCGCGACCGCGCGGUCGCGGCGCUGCUCCGCGACGAGGCGCCGGCGGCGCCGCGGCGGCACCGCGGCGUCAAGGUCCGGGCCCGCGCGGACCGGGAGCGGCGGAGCCCCAAGGCCGCGAGCCCGAAGGCGGCGCCCGCGCGGCCGCCCGCGGCGCCGCCGCCGGCCGCGGGCCCGACGUCGCCGCCCGCGCGCGCGGAGCGGCCGCCGGCCGCGCCGGCCGGGGCCGCGCCGGCGCCGCCGCCGCCGCUCGAGCUCCCGCGCGCGGCCCUGCCGCGGACCGCGUCGCUCCUCGCGGCCGACCCGCUCGGGCCGCGCGCGUGCGCGGCCGAGGCCGCGGCCGCGGGGUCCGUCUUCGGCGCGCUCACGGCC